AUGAAGCGCCCAGGCGAGGUCGUGCCCUCCGAUUAUGGUGUUCGGCAGCGCAAGCGUUUGAAGGAGGCCAAGUUUCCUCACGCGAUCCGCGCUCUCCCUCAUGUUGUCGAACAUAUUGACAUGCUCUCCAUGUCGGUGGAGGACGCAGCGGUGGAAGCCGCCGCCACCAACCAACUCACGUGGUUACAAAUACUACUUCCGCUGGUAUCAGACAAAGUGAAAGACCAGGCCGGUUGUGAUACGACCGACAUCGCUGCUGCUCAUGGACAUUGCGAAGCCAUCAAACUCAUCUAUCGGUGGGGAGAUUUUGAGGUGGGCUGCAAAAAAUAA
Messenger RNA from Phytophthora nicotianae INRA-310, 330 nucleotides. RefSeq lists its product as hypothetical. The record is from RefSeq and is a predicted model, not a curated record. The coding region runs from base 1 to 330 and encodes 109 amino acids. Lineage: Eukaryota; Oomycota; Peronosporomycetes; Peronosporales; Peronosporaceae. The transcript is spliced from 2 exons.